AUGCUUGGACCUCGGAGCCCGCGAAGGACGAACCCAAUCACUUAUGUCCUCGCGAGUGUAUUGGGUAUCUUCUUCCUAUACUUUUUCCUCGCCGACAACACAUCAAUUUCAGCAAUCGCAGUAGCACCUCGGCACUUCCUCAAAAGUAAAGAGGCCGCAUCGCACAUCCUAUCACCACCUUCGCUUCCUUUUCGCAAACCUGCGGCUCUAGGACGAAAUGAGCGCCCACCUCCUCCGCCGGUGGUUCACUACUCCAUGAACAAUAUCACAUCUUCGAGCGAUCCCGUGGGAAACAGAGAGGCGAUACUGAUCCUUACACCCAUGGCGAAAUUCUAUCAGGAGUACUGGGACAAUUUAUGCCAACUUUCAUAUCCUCAUGAGUUGAUAUCUUUGGGAUUCAUCAUUCCGAAGGGAAAGGAGGGUAACUUGGCCACAAAGAAAUUGCAAGAGAGGAUUGCGAAGACCCAGGCUCCAUCCAACAAGAAUCGAUUCGCGUCAAUCACAAUAUUGCGACAGGAGACCGAAUCGGCAGUGUCUCAGGUCGAGUCGCAGCGACAUGCGAUGGCAGCCCAGAAAGAGCGUCGUGCGGCCAUGAGCAAGGCCCGAAACAGUCUGUUGUUUACAACAUUGGGUCCUACGACAUCGUGGGUGCUAUGGUUGGAUGCAGAUGUCAUCGAGACUCCAUCUAGUCUGAUCCAAGAUCUAGCGUCUCAUGACAAACCAAUUAUUGCUCCAAACUGCUGGCAGAGGUACUACGACAAAGAAGAGGGUGCGAUGUUGAGACGAGCGUACGACUUCAACAACUGGCAAGAUUCCACCACGGCACAGGAGCUGGCUGAAAAGAUGGGUCCCGAUGAUAUUAUUCUGGAAGGCUAUGCCGAAAUGGCCACAUAUCGUACAUUGAUGGCGCACAUGGGAGAUGAGCAAGGCGACCCUGGCACGCUCAUGGAGCUAGACGGUGUUGGCGGCACGGCACUUCUCGUCAAGGCCGAAGUGCAUCGUGAUGGGGCCAUGUUCCCACCCUUUUCCUUCUACCAUCUGAUCGAGACAGAGGGGUUCGCCAAGAUGGCCUCGAGGUUAAAAUGGCAAUCUUAUGGUCUGCCUAACUAUUUUGUUUAUCAUUAUAAUGAGUGA
Messenger RNA from Dissoconium aciculare CBS 342.82, 1134 nucleotides. RefSeq names its product glycosyltransferase family 62 protein. Bases 1 to 1134 code for a protein of 377 amino acids. Gene Ontology annotation, biological process: protein N-linked glycosylation; cell wall mannoprotein biosynthetic process. The record is from RefSeq and is a predicted model, not a curated record. Lineage: Eukaryota; Fungi; Ascomycota; Dothideomycetes; Mycosphaerellales; Dissoconiaceae. Gene Ontology annotation, molecular function: alpha-1,6-mannosyltransferase activity. The transcript has 3 exons. Gene Ontology annotation, cellular component: mannan polymerase complex.